AUGUCUACAUUGGACUCCAUCGACGCGAUUAUCUUCUCUCUCAGCAGAGCUUUCUGUAGCCCUUUCGCUGUUUUCGUUCAGAUCCAGGGAUGUACGAUAUGCUUACUCCUUGCUCUAGGCUGGUUAAUGGCUGCAUAUGUCAGGAACCGAGAGGUUAAGAGAAUUAAAAACAGCAUGAAAGCGGGUAACAGCUUGGCGUUUCUCUAUCAAGAUAUCAAUGAACUCGAGCACUCUAAGCAGCUUAAACUUCCUAGAAUCUCCGUUGUCAUGCCUCUAAAAGGUUUUGGAGAGCACAAUUUGCACAAUUGGAGAAGCCAGAUUACUUCUCUCUAUGGUGGGCCAUUGGAAUUCCUUUUUGUUGUAGAAAGUACUGAAGACCCUGCAUAUCAUGCUGUUUCCCGUUUAUUAUCUAUGUAUCAGGAUCAUGUUGAAGCUAAGGUUGUGGUUGCUGGUUUAUCGACGACUUGCAGCCAGAAGAUUCAUAAUCAAUUGAUUGGAGUUGAGAAAAUGCACAAAGAUACCAAAUAUGUGUUAUUCCUGGACGAUGAUGUUAGACUGCAUCCUGGAACAAUUGGAGCUCUCACGACUGAGAUGGAGAAAAAUCCAGAGAUAUUUAUUCAAACUGGGUAUCCUCUAGACUUGCCCUCUGGAACUCUUGGGAGUUAUUGCAUCUAUGAGUACCACAUGCCUUGCUCAAUGGGAUUUGCGACUGGUGGGAGAACAUUCUUUUUGUGGGGAGGGUGUAUGAUGAUGCAUGCUGAUGAUUUCAGACAAGAUCGAUACGGUGUUGCCUCUGGCUUACGUGAUGGUGGGUAUUCAGAUGAUAUGACACUUGCGGCUCUAGCAGGUGCUCACAAGAGGCUCAUUACAUCUCCUCCUGUUGCUGUUUUCCCUCAUCCUCUCGCAAGCGAUCUAAGCUUUGGACGGUACUGGAACUACUUGAGAAAGCAAACGUUUGUGCUAGAAUCUUACAUAUCCAAAGUGAACUGGAUAAUGAACAAGGCUUUGUUUGCUGUCCACUGUUAUCUGUCAUGGGGUUUUGUUGCACCAUAUCUUAUGGCUGUCGUUCACAUCACAUCAGCUUUAAGAAUCUACAUCAAGGGCUAUCAUCAACUUGAAGACACGACCUUUGCUUCUAGUGGUAUGUUGCUUGUUAUAAUGUUGGCGAUCUGUACCUUCAUCGAACUUCUUUCAAUGUGGAAUUUGACAAGACGAGAAGUUACGCUAUGCAAUAUGUUAUCACCGGAGGCUCCCCGUCUCUCUCUUGCAACUUAUAACUGGGGACUUGUGUUUGUAGCAAUGCUAGUGGACAACUUCUUAUACCCAAUCUCAGCUUUCCGUUCUCACUUUUCUCAAUCCAUAAACUGGUCUGGGAUUAGAUACCACUUGAAAAAUGGAAAGAUUUUCAAAAUCGAGAGACGAAAGGAUAUGGGACCAGCAAAGACCGAUUUAGGAGGGAAACACCUGUAUGGUAAGAAAGGAGCUCCUCAGAAAGCUUCCUUCUUAAGCUCACUGGGAAGAAAUUUGGCUCAUUGGCGACAACCCAAGAAGUUUGAUGUUUAA
This is a messenger RNA of Microthlaspi erraticum, 1563 nucleotides long. NCBI's taxonomy places the organism in Eukaryota, Viridiplantae, Streptophyta, Magnoliopsida, Brassicales, Brassicaceae. The record is from the annotation of a GenBank genome assembly.